AUGCCUUCGUCAUUCAAUUCCCGUGGCACUGGCGUUCUGUUACGGCGGGUAUCACACAAAUACGUGCCUCCGUGUGCAGAACUGCUGUUUUACCAGGACAACACGCGGAAGAUAGGAGAUGUGGUUUGGUGCGGCAUAAAAUGGUCUUCGCUUUCAACCAUCCCAGUCAGUAGGCUGCGGCAAGAUGGAGCUACAUCGUCUUGUUCCAACUCGUCCGCUAGGGGCUUUGAGCGCAGUAGCGCUUCUCUAGGUAGUCGGCAGACUCUUGCGUUCACAGGAUUCCUCUGCCCAGGGCCUGCUGCCAAGAGUAACAUCCGGGCCAGUUUAGGGUGGUGGCGGCCCUCGGUAUCUACUGGUCAAACUGAACAAAACAAGGCCAAAUCACCGAAUCCUCACUCAUCAUUUUUCUCCGUGGCAACAAAGAAGGGAAGCCUACAUGUAGAUAUCGGCUUCCAGGGCUGCCUCCGACCGUCUUCCUCUCCCACCGAAGGGCGGAAUAGGCCCUCGGCGUUGGGUGAACUUGAGCAAUCCUUGCGGAGCGAGGAAGUCCUGUUAUCCACACCGUCGACUAUCGUUUUCAACAGAGAAACCAUUAGGGAAGGCGAGGGGAAUAUUCAACUCAAAAGGGACGGCAUUUUUUCAGUCUCAGGGCUUUUUCCUGCCGAGGCUGAGGAUUCUGCGGCCAUGGUGUUCCGCGGAGUGGAUCCUGAGGCUACUGGAGCAAUUGCCCUCUUACGAGUACCCCGCACGGGCAGUGCGGCUUGGCCCGACAGCGGUGGUCCUCAAUGUGUACCUGUCUACCUCGCAGUCCUCCGAGGACAUAUGCCCACUGACGUCGUGCACUGCAGGUCGUCCGUGUGUAGCCCGUCUCCCGGCUCUGUGGAGUGGAGACUUGCCGGCGAAAGGACGGAGGGGAAAGCAGCCUAUUCCAUUUUACAGCCAAUUGUCCAAGCGACAUUCGAGGCGCUGCCAGUGACGCUUGUUGAGAUAAGGCUUGUUCAAGGUCCCGCCUCAGUGCCACGCCUUCACGCAGCGUCACUUGGGCAUCCUGUAGUGGGAGACACGAAGUACGGCACAGACCGGUACAGCCGGCGUCAUUCACCUUGCCAAAGCAGAUUAAUGCUCCACAGCUGGAUUCUCAAAAUAGGUCCUCCGUAUGUGCAGCAGGAGGUCCAGGUCGAGGCGCCCGACAAUCUAUCUUGUGAACUUGGUCUCAAGCGCCGCGGUGCGAGCGACAGUUUUUUGGUGGACGACUCUGUUGUCAAACCAAUGUUCGGAUUCUUCGAAAAUCCGAGGGCAACAACAAUAGAACCAAGUGCUUUCGGGGUCCGUGAGACAAGCCGUCAAGCAGGAAGCCCUAAAGGAAGAAGGCCACCCUCUGGAGGUGGUGAGGGCGUCGGCAUUUCACUUAAGGGCACCCUGCCAGCCGCUUGCGAGAUGGAGUUUCACGGGAUUCGGUCGAAGUACAGCGACAAUAACACCUACUGGGACAAGCUUGGGGGGUCGCACUGA
Molecule: messenger RNA, 1512 nt
Organism: Besnoitia besnoiti
Lineage: Eukaryota; Apicomplexa; Conoidasida; Eucoccidiorida; Sarcocystidae
Exons: 3
Coding region: 1-1512 (503 amino acids)
Biological process (GO): pseudouridine synthesis
Molecular function (GO): RNA binding; pseudouridine synthase activity
Source: RefSeq, a predicted model, not a curated record